AAAAAAGAAGAUAAAUUUCAAGAAUAUUCCAAUUCUCCCAAAACUCUUUCUUCCCCACAAAACCCUAAACAAACACAGACGAAACAAAACUCCUAAACCCUCUCUCAUGGCUGAACCUGAAACCAACAACCAUGAACAAGAACAAGAACCCACAUUCCCCGCCAAACGCAAGCUCGAUCAAGAAGAAGAAGUUACCCAUCAACUUCCCAACAAAAAUCCCAAAACAACAACCACCACCACCUUAGACCACAGCCAUUCUCAAGAUUCCGAAGUUCCUACCACCGCCAAUUCUUCUUCCGACGCCGUUCCCAACAAAGAAGACGACAACAAAAACAAUGAACCCGAAAACGAUGACGAUGAUGAUGAUGAUGACGAUGACGAGGAUUCUGAAGGUGAGCCUGUGGUGGACCGGAAGGGAAAGGGGAUUUUGCGCGAUGAUAAGGGGAAAGGGAAAUUGAUUGAAGAAGAUGAUGAAGAUGAUGAUGACAGUGAUGAUGGAAGUAGUGAUAGUGAUGAUGAUUCUGAUGGCAAUGUGUCUGGUAGCGACAGUGAUUUUUCUGAUGAUCCACUUGCGGAGGUUGAUUUGAAUAACAUUCUUCCUUCAAGGACUCGACGGCGAACUGCUCAGCCUGGAUUACACAUUUCUGGUGGCACGCCGAAUGCUGAUUAAAUUCUAUCAAGGAGUCCUGGCUCUAGACCGUGCAGAAGGUUUGAGUUUAUGAAAGGAGGAUGGAGAUGUUAACGACUAGGGUUUAAUGUUGUUUUGGCUGAAGCUACCCAACUUCUGUGUGACUUACAGUGAUUUUUGUUUUCUAUUGUGUACCAAUUCAUUUUGUUUUUGGGGAUAAACCCCCCUUUGAUGUAAAAGACUAGAAGCCUUUCAUGCUCCAAAUGUAUGUCCUAGACGAUUUAUGGAACUUUAUGGA
This is a messenger RNA of Trifolium pratense (red clover), 926 nucleotides long. Its product is annotated as transcription initiation factor TFIID subunit 11. The transcript is spliced from 2 exons. NCBI's taxonomy places the organism in Eukaryota, Viridiplantae, Streptophyta, Magnoliopsida, Fabales, Fabaceae. Bases 107 to 670 code for a protein of 187 amino acids. The record is from RefSeq and is a predicted model, not a curated record.